Messenger RNA from Carica papaya (papaya), 1556 nucleotides. Its product is annotated as protein-S-isoprenylcysteine O-methyltransferase B-like. Gene Ontology annotation, biological process: C-terminal protein methylation. Gene Ontology annotation, molecular function: protein C-terminal S-isoprenylcysteine carboxyl O-methyltransferase activity. Gene Ontology annotation, cellular component: endoplasmic reticulum; membrane. NCBI's taxonomy places the organism in Eukaryota, Viridiplantae, Streptophyta, Magnoliopsida, Brassicales, Caricaceae. The record is from RefSeq and is a predicted model, not a curated record.
CCCCAACGCGCCUCCGUUCUCCCCCUACCGCUUCGUUACUGAAACCGAAAUCGAAGCAACGAUUAUCAGUCUAUCUAUUUCUCAUUCACGGUUUCUUUUAUUCUCACAGAGCAGCGGCAGCGCCGACGACAAUAGAAUCAUCGGUCCCGAGGACACUGAUAUCAUCGACCGGAAGCGGGCAGUGGCACCGGCGUGCCUUGUGCCAACUCUAUAAACAUGUAUUGUAGAAGAAGCAGAAGCAUGAAUUAAAUUUAACGAAAUUUAAAUAGAAUGUUAGCCAUCUUAGAAGUCUACACCACCAGAUGCGUGCCUUCCCCUCACCAUCCGCAAAUGUCAUUCUUGAAGCUUUUCUAAACCAGUUCAGAAGUAUAUCGGGUAUUGAAAUUGCAGUCAUUAUUGGUGAGUUCUGCUAGCUGAAACAGCAGUGGUAUUCUGUUACUGUACCUUAUAUAGCAGAACAAAUUGAUUCAUCCUAUCUGAUAACAAUGACAGAAAUAUUAAAUUAUGAAGCUUGCAGACAGCUAUCUCAGAUGUUCUUGGCAGUAAUUUUCUUUCAUAGUUCCGAAUAUGUCUUGGCAGUUGCAGUUCAUGGAAGAUCAAAAGUUAAUCUUCAGUCACUUCUGAUAAGCAAAUAUUAUAUUAUUGCAAUGGUUUCCUCAUUGCUAGAGUACUUUAUUGAAAUUAUUUUCUUUUCGGGGUUGAAGGAGUACUGGUGGAUUAGCAACUUUGGACUUCUGAUGGUUAUAAUUGGGGAAAUAAUCCGGAAAAUGGCAAUAAUAACAGCUGGUCAGUCAUUUACACACCUUAUCAAGGUACACCAUGAGGAGUCACACAAACUUAUUACUCAUGGAGUUUAUAGAUUUAUGCGCCAUCCAAGCUAUUGUGGUUUCUUCGUCUGGUCUGUUGGCACUCAGGUAAUGUUGUGUAAUCCCUUGUCAACAAUUGUGUUUGCACUUGUCGUGUGGCGCUUCUUUGCAAAACGAAUACCAUACGAAGAAUAUUUUCUGAGACGGUUCUUUGGAUCUGAAUAUGAGAUAUAUGCCCAAUAUGUUCCUUCUGGAGUGCCCUUUGUGAAGUGAAGAGCUGCAGUCCCUUUGUGUUCACAGUUGAACAUCAAUUAGAGUAAUGAUUUUGAAGCUUAUCUAUAGAUGAACAGGCAAGUGCUACCAGGAUUAUUACGGAUUUAUUAAUCUUCAUUCAAUGUGGUAUAUUAUUGUCGGGAGUGUACCGCAGACAUGAUUGAUAGGAUGACACCAAGUUAUAAUCCCAUUUGGAGGACGGGUAUUUCUGAUGACACAUAAUGGUAUUAAUUUUAUGAUCGUUCUUGUAUGUGUACUUGGAUGGGGAAGAACUGUUUUUGUGGCUCAAGAUGUUGGAUGAGUGGUGAGCUGGGUUUUUGCCACGAAAAUUCUUACUGGAUUUGACCAUUUAUCAUCUUUUUUUCCAGUAUUUAGUUUGCUGUUGUAUGUUUCAUAUGUAGAAACCUCUAAAUUCUACGGAGGAAUACAAUUCAAUAAGUUAAUUGUGGUAAUGUAUUUUUAUUUUGUUUGACCUCA